Molecule: messenger RNA, 336 nt
Organism: Phytophthora infestans T30-4
Lineage: Eukaryota; Oomycota; Peronosporomycetes; Peronosporales; Peronosporaceae
Exons: 2
Coding region: 1-336 (111 amino acids)
Source: RefSeq, a predicted model, not a curated record
AUGCAGACGCUUCUUAACUUUUUCAGUAUUCUUCCAGCCCCCGAGUGGGCUCUUGAAGGUGUGGAGAAGCUCCACAAGUCAAUCGAGAUUGACACGCGCCCAGUGUUUACCUGGGUGCCCACGCCAUAUCGGCAUGAGGGCAACCGCCAGGAGAGAUGGCGCAUUGUCCAAGUUCAAGACACCGAGAAUUGCUUCUUGAUCCAGAAUAUGGCGUUUGGUGAGUAUUUGUAUGCAACGUUUCGGGGAAGACCCGAUCGCGAGCAGUCGAUGGUGAGCCUCUGCCGCCAAGAUUACCGGUUCGACGACGACGAAAAAGAAAUGUUUACUGGCAGCUGA